GUGCAUCGGCUGGCUGAACCAGUUGCGCCAGCCAAUCGUCGCUAUGGAUCAAAGUCACAAGCGACGCCUCGUUCCUGGGUGCAUUUUAAUACAGUAAGCUCCCUAGCAUAGGAGGGGCGCCGCCGGCCGUACGUCCACUUGCCUCCCUCCUCCCCGGCCGUACUAGGCUGAGUUCCCGCCGCCGGCGAGAUGAGCUCGGCCUCGGCGCCUCGUGAUGAUGCCGCUAUUCCUCCCUCCGUAGCCACGACGAGGUACGCUCGUUCAUACAGCGACCGCCGUCUGUCAAUUGAUUCAUCUGACCGGCCGAUCGUUGCAAGGGAGGAGGAGAGGAACGACGUCAUCGCGAGGCGGACGAAGAGGAUGACGUACUCGAGGGGGCUCCUGCUCGCCGUCGGCAGCUUGGAGGCAUGCAAGCUGCUGCCCGCCCACGCCGACUUGGCCAAGCACCCCGAUGAUGCCGCACUGUGGGUUCCUGGAGGUGCUCCUGGAGGCAUAGGGGAUCCGGAAUUGCCUCGGCGAAACCGAGUGCCGGAGGCGUUUGAAGCAGGCGCGGGAAGCAAAUCCAAGCCAUGCGUCAGGUUCUUCAGUACCGCAGGUUGCCGCUUUGGUUCCAACUGCCACUUCAUCCACGACAUCCCGGGCGGCUCCCAGGCCGUCGCAGAAACGAGCAUCCCGAGUGGCCCAGCUCCAGCUCCAAAAAUAACAGGUAUGCGAUUAGUUAAUCAACAGCUUGUUAACAUGGCGCGCAUAAUUAAUUUGAUUCAACAGAAUCGGAGUCAUUUCAAACAGGUGUAGGAAGCAAA
Messenger RNA from Aegilops tauschii subsp. strangulata, 803 nucleotides. The record is from RefSeq and is a predicted model, not a curated record. NCBI's taxonomy places the organism in Eukaryota, Viridiplantae, Streptophyta, Magnoliopsida, Poales, Poaceae.